This is a messenger RNA of Etheostoma cragini (Arkansas darter), 2651 nucleotides long. RefSeq names its product serine (or cysteine) peptidase inhibitor, clade H, member 2 (gene serpinh2). Bases 219 to 1487 code for a protein of 422 amino acids. The transcript has 5 exons. Gene Ontology annotation, cellular component: endoplasmic reticulum. Gene Ontology annotation, biological process: negative regulation of endopeptidase activity; collagen fibril organization. Gene Ontology annotation, molecular function: serine-type endopeptidase inhibitor activity. Lineage: Eukaryota; Metazoa; Chordata; Actinopteri; Perciformes; Percidae. The record is from RefSeq and is a predicted model, not a curated record.
UACCACCGUUUUUCUCUAACUGCGCACAGUAGCUGCUUCCAUGAAAUGCCUGGAGGUUUCCGCUAAACACAAUAGCUUUUCCCGGGGUGAAAGUUGAGGAAAGACGGAAAAACGUCGCUCCGUGGCUCCGCCACGUAUGAAACUCACUUCCUGUUCAGGACACGGCUGGAAGCUGCAGCGGAGGAGAGGGACACACGUGAAUUCAUUAACGAUCUGCCAUGCUGCCCAGGAUUCUUGUCUAUAUACUCAUUCCUUGGCCAGUUCUUCUGGUGCAGGGCAGCACGGCCGAUUCAUCCAAGAAGAGCCCUGCCGCCCCAACCAGACCUCCAUCCCGCCCGCCUCCUCCUCUGGGCGACCCCAGCUGGGCUCUUGGUCUGCACCUGUACCGGGCCCUCCGCUCUGACUCGAUCUCUGUAAACACGCUCUUCUCCCCUCUGCUUGUGGCCUCCUCACUUGGAGCGCUGGACGGAGGUUCAGCGGGUACCACUUCCAGCCAGCUCCAAAACCUCCUCAAGACCCCAUCCCCCUCCAAGGCUGGAGCCCACGCCGGGGAUCUUCUGUCCAAGGCGUUAAAGAUCUUCACUGCAGCCAAUGGUACCAGCUUUCACCUGCACACAUCCUCAGCCCUGUUUUCCAAGCAAGCUCCUCCAGUCAGCCAGGCAUUUGUGAAGGAGAGCCAGGCUAGGUUCAGGCUGCUGUAUCAGCCACUGGGAAAAGGAGACUCCAAGGCUGACCUGAAGCAGCUCCAUGGUUGGGCCAAGGCUGGGCUUGGGGGGCUGGAGGGAGCUCGUUUAGCAGCUGACAUCCAGGUUAAGGCUGGAGCUCUGAUACUGGCCAAUGCCCUGCGCUUUAAAGGCCUGUGGGAGAGAGAGUUCAGCGAGGGGAGCACAGAUCAUCGUACCUUCUUGGGGAAGGAAUACACCAAAGUGGUGAUGAUGCACAGAGCAGGUUUGUACCGUCUCCAUGAAGACAUAGAAAACAUGGUGCAGGUUCUGGAGGUGCCUCUAUGUGGGGGCAAGGCCAGCGUCGUGCUCCUGAUGCCCUUUCACGUGGAGAGUCUGGCGAGGUUGGAGAAGCUUCUGACUCCUGAGCUGCUGUCCAAGUGGCUGGAGAAGACCAAUAUCACCAGUGUGUCCAUCUCACUGCCCAAGACAAACAUCACCAGCACACUCAGUCUGCAGAAGCAGUUGACUGCUCUUGGCUUGACCGAUGCCUGGGACCAGAAGGUGGCGGAUUUCUCGCGGGUCUCAGACAAGGGCAAGGGGAAACUCCACCUGGGUGGAGUCCUCCAUUGGGCUUGCCUUGAGCUGGCUGCUCAAGCUGGGAAAGGAGAUGCGGAUUUAGAGGAGGAGAACGUAGAAAAGCCCAAACUGUUCUACGCUGAUCACCCCUUCAUCAUCUUUGUCAGAGACAACACUACUGGAGCCCUGCUGCUCAUGGGAGCUCUGGACCAUGCAGAGGGAGAGGCCCUCCAUGAUGAACUGUAAUACCCACCAACAUACAGUAUAUCCCCUUGUCCUGUCUUCUUUUUUGGCUCUGUGUCUUACAAGCUCCCCCUCAAAGACAACCCACUGGUUUCUAAGUCGAGACAUUGCCAUUCACUGUGGCACCCUAUCACAUCAGACUACUGCCUGCUGUCAUACAUUGACAUACACUGACAUACCUGACACACCACACACAGAUUCUUUCAUUCAAGGCGUCAAUGAUUAAAUCAACCCAAACCAAAAUAACAGAAAAGAAUGCAAUGAUAUACCCUAACAUGCUGAUGAGCAGAAGUGGCUACACUCACUUAACACUUAAAGCAGCAUCUACAAAGAAGGUUAAACAGUAGAGGCUUACAGUGACACUGGAAUCCUCCCUGUCAGCCAAACACCACAGCCUAUGAGUGAGUGAGUGAGUGAGUGAGCGAGAGAGAGAGAGAGAGCGGUGACUGAUAGAUCAAGGGUGCCCAUGCUGCCGCUCCCAAAGCUGACAGGGACCUACGGUGGGGUCCCCUGGGCUACAUCAGAGGAAGACUGAUGGAUCAGCCAAGUGCUUAUUGAUGAGCCAGCUUAAUGUUAAUGGCUGUAAUGACUCACAACGCUUGUCAACAACACGCAGAGGACGGGGAACCUUUUAAUCUCUUAAUACCAGCAGGGAUCAAUGACAGCGCCAUGCCGCUGGAAACAAACACGACUGACAUCGCUUGACUUAAAUGUAACAAUUUUAUAUUCAGGAUGAUUACAGCCAUUUAAAGAGGUAUUGAUUUAUCAUUUGUAUAUUUAGUUUUUUUUAAAGCACCAGAGGAAAUGGUUGUGAUAUGAAUGAACCGCAGUAGCUACUGUGGUGUGUGUGUGUGUGUGUGUGUGUAAAGUGUAUUUUUGGUAUUUGAUGAGGUGCAUUUUUUAAAUAAAUAUUUCAACUUGAUAGAAAUCAAUCAAUCAUCAAAAAAUGUACUAUUAAUAUAUAGUUUGCGUGGACUGCCACAGCUCCAUCUUUCUUGACAGCACUUUUUCUUUUCUUUUUUUACUUUUACCCUGAAGCGAAUUGGCUGACUUUGAGCCUCAAGGGUACACGGUUGAGAUUUAAAUCCCUGAACCAGCAUUGGUUAAGGAAUUUUGAGGGGCAGCGCAUAAUAGACUCACAGUGCCUACCUUAGAAAGUGCACCAAC